Molecule: messenger RNA, 950 nt
Organism: Peromyscus eremicus (cactus mouse)
Lineage: Eukaryota; Metazoa; Chordata; Mammalia; Rodentia; Cricetidae
Gene: Eras
Product: ES cell expressed Ras
Exons: 2
Coding region: 154-843 (229 amino acids)
Biological process (GO): Ras protein signal transduction
Cellular component (GO): plasma membrane
Molecular function (GO): GTPase activity; GTP binding; GDP binding
Source: RefSeq, a predicted model, not a curated record
CCCACAUCCCCGCCCUCCGCCGCUGCUGGGGGUAGGGAGCAUCCUAACCCCCAGACUGUCCGGUCAGAGCAGCCUGCCGCCCCUCAGCGGACCGCCACUCCGGGAGCACAGAACCUGCUGUUUACAUCGCUUCUUUGAGCUGACUGGUGGGGAAUGGCGGCGGCGUUGUCAACAAAGUCUAGCAUUUUGGACCUGAGCCUCAGCGCACAGUGCACGAGAUCCCCAGAGGAAAGCCACGAGGCCUGGGCACAAUGCAAAAAUGCUGGUAGGCAGCUUCCUGAGUACAAGGCAGUGGUGGUGGGGGCAAGUGGUGUUGGGAAAAGUGCUCUCACUAUCCAGAUGACCCACCACUGCUUCGUGAAAGACCACGACCCCACUAUCCAGGAUUCCUACUGGAAGCAGGUGCCCCUGGACAACGGAGGCUAUGUUCUGAACGUGCUGGACACAGCGGGGCAGGAUAUCCACAGGGCCCUGCGUGACCAGUGCUUGGCAGCUGGUGAUGGCGUGCUGGGGGUCUUUGCUCUUGAUGACCCCUCCUCUCUGGAGCAGCUGCAGCAGAUAUGGUCUACCUGGAGUCCUCACCAGAAGCAGCCUCUGGUACUCGUGGGCAACAAGUGUGACCUAGUGACCACCACUGGAGAUGCUCAUGCUGCUGCGGCCAUCCUUGCUCACAAGUGGGGAGCCCCCUUCGUGAAGACCUCAGCCAAGACGCGGCAAGGUGUAGAGGAAGCCUUCGAUCUGCUUGUCCAUGAGAUUCGGAGGGCCCAGGAAGCUAUGGCUGAGCCAAGCAAGGAGGCCCGGCACCGCAAAGCCGUGUGCAGCUGUGGCUGCUCUGUGGCCUGAAGGUCUUACAAGCAAAUUGACCCUUCUCGCCAGUCGCGUCAAGAUGACCCUUCCCCACCAAAUAACAGUUACUACGGACACCUUUUUCUUUUCAUUUGGUGAGGAGU